Messenger RNA from Anguilla rostrata (American eel), 832 nucleotides. Its product is annotated as stress-associated endoplasmic reticulum protein 2. Bases 228 to 425 code for a protein of 65 amino acids. NCBI's taxonomy places the organism in Eukaryota, Metazoa, Chordata, Actinopteri, Anguilliformes, Anguillidae. Gene Ontology annotation, cellular component: endoplasmic reticulum. Gene Ontology annotation, biological process: endoplasmic reticulum unfolded protein response. The record is from RefSeq and is a predicted model, not a curated record. The transcript is spliced from 3 exons.
UAAACGUUGAAUAAUUGCGAAACACCAUAACUGGGAGACGUGAACAUGCAAGUGAAACGGGAAAGGAUGCGAACAUCCCAGUCGCGACCAAUCUAUUGAGGCGUACUUCCGUCCAUUAUAUGUUACGCUAUUGACCUGCAGGUGCUGAGGAACAGCGACUUUGGCAUCAGCACCGGCUAAUUAUAAAAACAAGAGACAUUGCAAUAAAUACUGUUUUUCCUCGGAAGAUGGUAGCAAAACAGAGGAUCCGAAUGGCAAACGAAAAGCACAGCAAGAAUAUCACACAGAGGGGAAACGUGGCAAAGACUCUGCGACCGCAGGAGGAGAAGUAUCCUGUUGGGCCCUGGCUUCUGGCUCUCUUUGUGUUUGUUGUUUGUGGAUCAGCCAUCUUUCAGAUCAUCCAGAGCAUCCGGAUGGGCAUGUGAACCUUCGACCCCGAGCACAGCGUCUCUCUGUCUCUCUCUCUCUCUCUGUGACCUCUGACCCUUCCCAGACUUGGGGGGGAAUAUUCAGUAUGAUCCAGGGGAAAAGCCGGACGUCGCGGCGGUUUUCGGUCGCGGCCUGCGAAGGGAUCCCCCCUCCCGUAGACAACGUCGACGUUCGCACAUUGACUAAGUCCUGGGCUGAAGGGACGCAGUGCUUUUCUAUUGACUCUGCUGUCAAACCCCACACUAGCGGGCUCCUGCCCUUGCUAAUCAACUUACCGUUUUGAUGGUUAAAAGUGUCCAUUUCCUGCCGCCAAGUAAGCAGUCAACGAAUGUGUGCCAUACUGUGUUUCUAUAUUUAUGUGUUUCGAGUGAACUUUCUUUUUUCAAAUAAAUGGUAAAUUAUG